Messenger RNA from Lathyrus oleraceus (garden pea), 1896 nucleotides. RefSeq names its product sister chromatid cohesion protein SCC2. Gene Ontology annotation, cellular component: Scc2-Scc4 cohesin loading complex. The record is from RefSeq and is a predicted model, not a curated record. Gene Ontology annotation, molecular function: cohesin loader activity; chromatin binding. NCBI's taxonomy places the organism in Eukaryota, Viridiplantae, Streptophyta, Magnoliopsida, Fabales, Fabaceae. The coding region runs from base 1 to 1896 and encodes 631 amino acids. Gene Ontology annotation, biological process: establishment of mitotic sister chromatid cohesion; regulation of gene expression; establishment of protein localization to chromatin. The transcript has a single exon.
AUGCUGCAGGAUGAUGCUUGCAAAACAUUACAUGAGUUCUGGCUUGAGGAGCCUUCUGCUUCACAAACUCAGGUCUUUGAAGAUGGUAGUACUGUUCCACUAGAGGUGGCUAAGAAAACUGAGCAAAUCGUUAAAAUGCUGAAGAGAUUGCCAAAUAAUCAGCUUCUUGUAACUAUAAUAAAGCGCAACUUGACUCUUGAUUUUUUUUCACCGCAAUCACAUGUGCUAGUCUUGCAUGCAUUUUGUCUUGUGGACCCAACUCUCUAUGCACCAGCUUCUAACCCUUCCCAGUAUGUCAUUACUUUGCAGCCAUAUCUGAAGACUCAGGUUGACAAUAGCAUGGUCGCACAGCUACUUGAGAGUAUAACAUUUAUAAUUGAUGCUGUGUUGCCAUUGCUGCGUAAGUUACCUCUCAGUAUCGUGUAUGAACUUGAACAAGAUUUGAAGCAGAUGAUUCUUCGACGCUCUUUCUUGACAGUUGUCCAUGCUUGUAUCAAAUGCCUUCGCAGUAUGAGUAAGAUUGCUGGAAAGGGGGUAGAUGUAAUUGAGCAUCUUAUCCAGGUCUUCUUCAAAUGUUUGGAUACCCAGGCAAUUGUAAACAAACAGCAAGUUGGGCGAUCUCUCUUCUGUAUCGGCUUACUUAUUCGUUAUGGCAACUGUUUGCUAGCAAGCUCUGGUAAUAAACUCGUUGAUGUCAGAAGGAGCCUCAGCUUGUUUAUGAAGUAUCUUGCCGUGGAUGAUUAUUCUCUUAAGGUUAGAUCAUCGCAGGCACUAGGAUAUGUUCUAAUUGCAAGGCCUGAAUUUAUGUUAGAACAUGACAUUGGAAAGAUACUGGAGGAAACACUGUCUUCUCAUGCUGAUGCUCGGCUUAAGAUUCAAGCAUUGCAAAACAUGUUCGAGUAUCUUCUUGACGCUGAAAGCAAAAUGGAAGCAGAAGUUGAUGAUAAUGUGCCUGGUCACUCGGUCAGAGCUGGGCAGAGUGUACCUGUUGCUGUCGGGGCUGGAGAUACAAGCAUAUGUGGGGGUAUUGUUCAGUUGUACUGGGACAAUAUUUUGGGUCGAUGUUUGGAUUGUGAUGAACAAGUUCGACAAUCAGCCUUGAAGAUUGUUGAAAUUGUGUUGCGCCAAGGUCUUGUUCAUCCCAUCACCUGUAUUCCAUAUCUCAUAGCACUUGAAACAGAUCCUCUGGAGUCAAAUUCAAAAUUGGCUCAUCAUCUCCUAAUGAAUAUGAAUGAGAAGUAUCCUGCAUUUUUUGAAAGCCGCUUGGGUGAUAGACUUCAAAUGUCCUUUAUGUUCAUGCAAGCUAUUUGUGUUAUUCCUGAUGAAAAUGUUAACCACAAGACCCCAUCUAAGAUCCUUGUUUCUGGAAAAGGGAAACCUGAGUCUGACUCAAUCACACAAUCAAGAGUUGGGGUUUCUCGAAUAUACAAGCUCGUCCGAGGGAACCGGAUGUCGAGGAAUGAAUUUAUGUCCUCAAUAGUGCGAAAAUUUGAUAAUCCAAAAUGGAACAAAUUUGUAAUAGCUCUCUUAACGUACUGCACAGAGGUUCUUGCCUUGCUCCCAUUCAUUGCACCUGAUGAACCACUUUAUUUAAUCUAUGCUAUCAAUAGAGCAGUUCAGGUUAGGGCUGGUCAACUGGAGGCGAACUUCAAAGCCUGGUGUUCAAGCUUAUUACGGAGUGAGGGUGACGUUACACCUCAUGGGAAUGGAAUGCAUCAACAAGCGCCAAAUGAACCUAUUCAUUCAACCCAAGUUAUGUCAACGGACUUAAAUGGUACAUUUCAGCAAAGUGUAGAUGUUCAGCCCAACCUCGAUGACAUGAAGAAUAGGAUGGGGGCCAAUAGAAAAGGGUUUUGGGUGACUUUGGUCAAUGUUGACCAAAAAGUCAACUGUUGA